AUGGCAAUAACACUGGAAGAGGCCAACCGGAUUGUUGAGGGGGCUCUGGCCCAGGCAGCGGAAUUUGACAUCAAGAUCAGCGCGGCAGUGGUGGAUGGCGGAGGCCGACUAAUCGCCAUGCAAAGGAUGGACGGGGCCAUUUGGGCCAGCGCUUAUGGCUGCCAGGGCAAGGCAGUGGCUUCCGCCGCCUUUGGCCGCUCCAGCGGCGAGAUGCAGGACCGGGCAACCCAGCCUACCCCCGCCGGCAUCAAUGCAGCGUCGGGCGGAGAAAUGAUAAUGGGCCAGGGAGCAGUUCCCAUCAUUCGUAAUGGCGUCAUCGAGGGCGCUUGUGGCGUGGGUGGCGGUUCCAGUCAGCAGGACGAGGACUGCGCCAAGGCCGGUGUGGCCAAGCUCUAGCUUGGCUCCGCUUUCUCCAGGUAGCAUCGCGGUCCGAGUGAUAUGGUUAACGGACUUCGGACGGGCAGCCCUUGUGGUUGCCCUGUCCCCUUAGCUAGUCCACCUAAAGCGGAACACUACUUUUCUCCAGCGGGCAUUUACUCGGUGAAACUGGUACGCCCAUUGGAGUUGUCCCAAGCAACGAUUUCAUGGCAGGAAUGCCAAUACGGAUACAGGUGACCCACUGCCUCCCUGAAGGCGCAGCGCCCCAAUGACCAAGGUUGCGCCGACGGGAGGCAACUG
Molecule: messenger RNA, 678 nt
Organism: Geodia barretti
Lineage: Eukaryota; Metazoa; Porifera; Demospongiae; Tetractinellida; Geodiidae
Source: the annotation of a GenBank genome assembly